Molecule: messenger RNA, 8222 nt
Organism: Nasonia vitripennis (jewel wasp)
Lineage: Eukaryota; Metazoa; Arthropoda; Insecta; Hymenoptera; Pteromalidae
Product: ATP-dependent helicase brm
Exons: 3
Coding region: 992-7918 (2308 amino acids)
Biological process (GO): positive regulation of transcription by RNA polymerase II
Cellular component (GO): nucleus
Molecular function (GO): DNA binding; histone binding; transcription factor binding
Source: RefSeq, a predicted model, not a curated record
AUGGCGGCGGCUUCGAUGCGCAGUGCGAGACUCGAAUCUGUCCGGCACGGAGCAGGCGCCGCGCGCGAGGGAGAGGGGUAACUCCGAUUUGGGUAGCGUUCAAAAUCGACAUUGGAAUUCCGCGGAAAAAAAAGAAAUAAUCGCUGAUCUCUACGUAGAAGACUUGGCUGUGCGCUGAUAUAUACGGGGCCAGUUCGCGAAGAACGUCGAAGAUCUCUCGGCGGUUGAAAAAAUAGUGCAGCGGAUACGCCGAGGAAGUGCAGUGCAGCAGCUCUCUUUCUCUCUCUCUCUCUCUCUCUCUCUCUCUCUCUCUCUCUCUCUCUCUCUCUCUGUCUCUGUCUCUGUCUCUCUCGUUCUACAGAGCAGCAGCAGCAACGAGCAACGAGAGACAAGCGGUGGCGGCGAGCAUAGCAUAUAAGUAGUACGACGCGGCGGCGGACAGUUCGGAGUCAACGUGUCGCGUUGCAAAUUAAAAAGCCAGGAGAGCGAGUGAGCGAGCGAGCAUAAACGGCGGCGGCGCAGCAAGAUACUCGCAUCAGCGGCGCGUACAGCUUGUCCAGAUGAAAGCAGCUCCAGAUAACCGUGGCGCCCGUCGUCGUCGUCGCUGCUGCUGAGUCUAUACUCGCGGCGAGUGUGUGCGAAAGAGAGAGAUAUAUAUACAGUGAGAUCAGUGAAGAUAAGCUUCGCCAGUGAAUUAAGGUUAUGUAAAAUGUAGAUACUGGAACAAUCAUCUUUGUAAAUACUCAAUAAACGAGCAGAACGGGGAUAAGUUGGCGAAAAUAAGCAGCAUUUUGAUGUGUCCGCGAAGUUGGCGUGAGACUCGAGCGUGCUAGCAGACAAUAAUCUAUGGCGAGAGCCGCCGCGGGCUCGCUGCUGUUUGUGCUGCGUCGAAAAUAAUGCACGCUACUCCCUUUAAAUGGAGGACUGUGGCCGGUGACGUCCCGUCAUCGUGCUACCUUUAAUCUAAGUGGAUGCUGCUAUUGUCGCGUUAAUGAGCCGCAAAGUAAGUAAAGCGCAGCUCUCGCCCCGUGAACGAUCGUACAAAGGUGCGCCUCCUUGCAGAAAUGUCGAUUUGAGCGAGGGGAAGGCACGAAAAAAAACUGGAGCCCGAGCGCCAUAUAGCAUGACGAGCUCGUCGCCACAGCCAUCGCCAAUGCCGCCUCCGCAGGCUCCGAAUCAAAUGGGCCCGCCGCAACAGGCGCCCUCGCCCUCCAAUCAUCCCCAUAGUCCAGCUCCCGGCUACCAGGAGGGCCCACCGCAGCCCAUGUCUCAGCAAUCUCAGCAGACUCCACCGCCCAUGUUUCCACCACAACAUCCUGGGCAACCACCACAGCAAGGAUAUGGUGGCCCUCCACCACCACAACAUCAAGGGCCUCCACAGAAUUAUCCUCAUCCUCAACAAAUGCCACCGAAUAUGGGCAUGCCACCGCAGCAUCAUCCUCAUAGUCCUUCACCAGGCUAUGAAAAUGUUCAGUCUUCUCAAAUGCAAGGAGUGCCUCAGCCACAAGGAAAUUACCAGCACCCAUCACACCAAGUUCCUCCUCAUCCACAGUCGUCUCACCAGCAACCCCCGCAUUCGCAGUCGCCUCAUCCACAAGGAUCCCAUUCGCAAUCGCCUCACUCUCAGGGUCCUCAUCCACAAUCGCCGCAUCAACAAGGCCCUCAUUCACAAUCACCACAUUUGCAGAGUCCUCACUCUCAACCGCCACAUUUACAAGGACCUCAUCCUCAAUCUCCACACCAACAAAGCCCUCAUUCUCAAUCACCACACCCACAAGGUCCUCAUGGGCAACCACCCCAUUCUCAAGGUCCACAUUCGCAGUCACCACACCCGCAAGGGCCACAUGGUCAAUCUCCCCAUCCUCAAGGCCCCCACUCACAAUCUCCACACCAACAAGGUCCCCACUCACAAUCAUCACAUCCGCAAGGUAAUCAUCCCCAGUCUCCACAUCCAGGGGGACCUCAUUCUCAAUCCCCUCACUCUCAAGGACCUCAUUCUCAAUCUCCUCAUCCACAGGGUCCACAUAUGCAACAAGGUCCUCAUCCACAACCUCCUCACUCACAAUCUCCUCAUCAUCAAUCCUCUCAUCAGCCGCCGCACCCAGGUUCACACCCAGGCCCUCACCAAGGCCCGCAUCAAGGUCCACAUCCUGGCCAACAUCCAGGUCCACAUCCAGGCCCACAUCCAGGCCCGCAUCAAGGCCCGCAUCAAGGUCCUCAUCCAGGUGCACACCAAGGACCUCAUCCAGGUGCACACCAAGGACCUCAUCAAGGUCCACAUCAGGGACCACAUCAGGGUCCACAUCAGGGUCCACAUCAGGGUCCACAUCAAGGCCCACAUCAAGGACCACAUCAAGGCCCUCAUCAAGGCCCGCAUCAAGGCCCACACCAGGGUCCUCAUGGACCUCAUCCACAGCUUCCGCAUCAAUCUCAAAUGCCUGUCCCGCAGUAUUAUCAACCUCAUCCUCCGCAAGCCGGAGCUAAUGCAGGCAAUAUGGGACAAGGCGGGCCGCCUGGACCAACACAAGGACAACAACAGCCUUCACCUCCCCAAGGUGGCCCAAUGGGACCAAUGCACGGUCAACCUGGCCAUAAUGCUCCAUCACACUCCCCUGGUCCUGGACAACCGCAUCCACCAGAAAUGCGGCCAAGUAUGGGUAAUCAACAACAGCAACAACAAUCUCCAAGUCCUGGUGGACCAAGUGGACCUGGUGGUCCAGCCGGAUCGACUGGUCCUGGUGCACCUAUGAGUGCUAGCAGUUCGAAUAGUCCUAUGGGUCUGAGUGGCCCUGGUGGCCCAGGUGGUCCAAGUGGGCCUGGAAGUUCUAUAAGUGCUGCAGCUCCUGGAGGGCCUGGAGGUCCUGGAAGUUCUAUGGGUCCAGGAGGACCAGGAGGUCCAAUGGGAGCAGGAGGACCAGGAGGACCAAUGGGAGCAGGAGGAGCAGGAGGACCUGGACAAGGAAGUUUAAUGGGCGCUGGAGGCCCUGGCGGCCCUAUGGGUGCUGGAGGCCCAGGAGGUCCGAUGAGUGCACCAGGUCCUGGUGGUCCCAUGAAUCCUGGUAAUGGCCCUGGAGGACCUAUGAGCACUGGUGGACCUGGAGGCUCUAUGGGUACUGGCGGUCCUGGAGGUUCAAUGGGUGCUGCAGGACCUGGAGGAUCAAUGAGCAGUGGAGGGCCAAGUGGACCUAUAGGAGCUGGCCCAGGGGGCCCUAUGGGCAUAGGAGGACCUGGCGGCCCAAUCGGAGCUGGUGGUCCUGGAGGACCAAUGGGAACUGGUGGGCCUGGCGGUCCAAUGGGAACUGGUGGUACUGGAGGUCCGAUGGGUGCCGGUGGUCCAGGAGGGCCAAUGGGAACUGGUGGUCCUGGAGGUCCAAUGGGAUCUGGUGGACCAGGAGGACCAAUAGGAUCUAGUGGGUCUGGAGGUCCAAUGGGACCUGGCGGACCAAUGGGAUCUGGUGGACCCGGAGGUUCAAUGUCAACUAGCGGUCCUGGUGGUCCAAUGGGUGCUGGAGGACCUGGAAGUCACAUGGGUCCUGGUGGACCUGGAGGUCCCAUGAGUGCUGGUGGUCCUGGAGGGCCUAUGGGAGUAGGCGUUCCUGGCGGUUCUAGUGGUCCUGGAGGACCAAUGGGGGCUGGAGGUCCAAUGGGCCCUGUUGGUCCUGGAGGUCCUAUGGGUGCUGGUGGUCCAGGUGGCCCGAUGGGUGGCGGGAUUCCCGGAGGUCCAAUGGGUGCAGGAGGUCCAAUGGGAGCCGGUGUACCAGGAGGUCACAUGAUGGGUGCAGGUCCUGGAGGUCCAAUGGUUCCAGGAGGUCCACCUCCAAUGAAUCAAGGCCCUGGACACAUUAGCCCCAAUACGCAAAACGGUCCACCGGGAUCUGGUCCUGGACCCGCUCCAGUUCCUGGUCAAGGACAGGAAAAUCUCAAUGCUCUGCAAAAGGUGAUAAACACUAUGGAAAAGAAGGGCCUACAAGAAGAUCCACGAUAUUUACAACUUCUUGCGCUAAGAGCACGACAGGGCAACAACGAGAACCAGCUUCUCACUCCACAGCAGAUGCAGCAGUUUCAUGCUCAGAUUAUGGCUUACCGCACUUUGGCGCGAAGUCAGCCUCUCAGUCCUCAACAGAUAAUGGCUGUUCAAGGAAUUAAUCAAAGACCCGUCGAUCCGUCUCAGGUCGGCCCCAUGGGACCUGGCGGUCCACCAGGUGGUCCUCCUCAUGGACCUAUGGGUAUGCCCGGUUUUCCAGGUCCUCCAAGGUUAGGUCCACCUGGUCCGCAACAACAGCAACAGCAACAACCGCACCCUCAGCAGCAAGGACCUCAACCCGGCUCGAAAACAAACAGAGUCACAACAGUGGCCAGGCCUUGCGGUGUCGAUCCGCUCCAUAUAUUGCACGAACGCGAGUCUCGCGUGAACCAAAGGAUCACGCUACGCAUGCAACAGCUUGGUUACGUACCUCCCAACCUACCUGAAGAAUUGCGUACUCAGGCACAGAUAGAGUUACGCAUGCUGCGGGUUCUGGACUUCCAACGACAGCUUAGAUCAGAAAUUUUAUCCAGCACGCGCCGAGACACGACGCUCGAGACGACAGUAAACAUGAAAGCGUAUAAACGCGCUAAGCGACAGGGUCUGAGGGAAUCUCGAGCCACGGAAAAGCUCGAGAAACAACAGAAGCUCGAGGCCGAGAGGAAACGAAAGCAGAAACACCAAGAAUUUAUAACGUCGGUUUUGCAGCACGGUAAGGAUUUGAAGGAAUUCCACAGGAACAAUAUAGCCAAGCUCUCGCGGCUUAACAAGGCUAUCAUGAAUUAUCACGCGAAUGCCGAGCGGGAACAGAAGAAAGAACAAGAGAGGAUAGAGAAAGAACGAAUGAGACGUUUGAUGGCCGAGGAUGAAGAGGGUUACAGAAAACUUAUUGAUCAGAAGAAAGACAAGCGUUUGGCUUUCUUACUUUCACAGACUGAUGAAUAUAUUGGCAAUCUCACGGAGAUGGUAAAGCAGCAUAAGAUAGAGCAAAAGAAGAAGCAGGCUGAGGAGCAAAAGAGGAAGAAGAAAAAAAAGAGACUUUCAGUAGAAGGUGAAAAUGGUGAAGCGGUCGACGGCGAAGAUGUUCGAGUCGAAGUCAUGGAGACGUCCACCGGUCGUACUCUGACGGGUGAUGAGGCUCCUCUAUUAAGCCAGCUAAAUGCAUUUCUGGAGGGUCAUCCAGGAUGGGAAGCAGUUGAGACUGAUAGUGAGGACGAUGAUGACGAAGAUGGCGACGAAAAUGAUGAGAAGAAUGACAAAGAAAACAAUUCUGAAGAGGUGAAAACUAAGAAAACGAUACAAAAAGCCAAAGUUGAAGACGAUGAAUACAAAACUGAAGAACAAACUUAUUAUAGUAUUGCUCACACAGUUCACGAGAGUGUCACAGAACAGGCAUCUAUUAUGGUCAAUGGACAAUUGAAAGAGUAUCAAGUCAAAGGUUUGGAAUGGAUGGUGUCGUUAUUCAACAACAACCUCAACGGUAUUUUGGCUGACGAGAUGGGUCUUGGUAAGACCAUACAGACGAUAGCUCUCGUCACCUAUCUUAUGGAAAAGAAGAAAGUUAACGGGCCUUUUCUCAUUAUUGUUCCUCUAUCGACGCUUUCCAAUUGGAUAUUAGAGUUUGAAAAAUGGGCACCCAGCGUCGUUGUUGUUUCUUAUAAAGGGUCCCCAGCUGGAAGAAGAGCCAUUCAGUCUCAAAUGCGCGCCACUAAAUUUAACGUUUUAUUAACUACUUAUGAAUAUAUUAUCAAAGACAAAAGUGUCUUAGCGAAAUUACAGUGGAAGUAUAUGAUUAUAGACGAAGGACAUAGAAUGAAAAAUCAUCAUUGUAAAUUAACUCAAGUGUUAAACACUCAUUAUCUUGCACCUCAUCGUUUGUUGCUCACGGGUACACCAUUACAAAACAAAUUACCAGAGCUGUGGGCUCUGUUAAAUUUCUUACUUCCAUCUAUUUUUAAAUCUUGCAGUACCUUUGAACAGUGGUUUAAUGCACCUUUUGCUACGACUGGUGAAAAAGUUGAAUUGAAUGAAGAAGAAACGAUUCUUAUUAUCCGUCGUCUGCAUAAAGUAUUGCGGCCGUUCUUGUUAAGACGUUUGAAAAAAGAAGUAGAGUCACAACUACCUGAUAAAGUAGAAUAUAUUAUUAAGUGUGAUAUGUCGGGCUUACAAAAAGUUCUUUAUAAGCAUAUGCAGAGUAAAGGUGUUUUAUUGACUGAUGGAUCUGAAAAAGGAAAACGCGGCAAAGGUGGCGCAAAAGCCCUAAUGAACACAAUUGUCCAACUGCGUAAACUUUGUAAUCAUCCAUUCAUGUUCCAACAUAUUGAAGAAAAAUACUGCGAAUAUUUGGGUAUACAAGGAUCUGGAGUUAUUACUGGUCCUCUUUUAUACCGAGCUUCUGGAAAGUUUGAACUGCUAGAUCGUAUUUUACCCAAAUUAAAAGCUACAGGUCAUAGGGUAUUGUUGUUCUGUCAAAUGACGCAACUCAUGACCAUCAUGGAGGAUUAUCUUCAAUGGCGUGGCUUCUUAUAUUUAAGAUUAGAUGGAACAACAAAAGCAGAAGAUAGAGGAGAUCUGUUAAAGAAAUUCAACGAUCCUGGAUCAGAGUUUUUCCUAUUUAUAUUAUCUACACGAGCUGGUGGUCUUGGUUUGAAUCUCCAGGCUGCGGAUACUGUAAUUAUUUUUGAUUCCGACUGGAAUCCUCACCAAGACUUGCAAGCUCAAGACAGGGCUCAUAGAAUAGGACAGAAGAAUGAAGUAAGGGUUUUAAGACUAAUGACUGUGAACUCCGUAGAGGAGAGAAUUUUAGCCGCUGCUAGGUAUAAACUUAACAUGGAUGAAAAGGUCAUUCAAGCUGGUAUGUUUGAUCAAAAAUCCACUGGAUCUGAACGGCAGCAAUUCCUUCAAAGUAUUUUACAUCAAGAUGAUGCAGACGAUGAAGAGGAGAAUGAAGUUCCAGAUGAUGAGACUGUAAAUCAGAUGAUUGCAAGAUCCGAAGGAGAGUUUGAGGCCUUCCAAAAACUCGACUUAGAAAGAAGAAGAGAAGAAGCGAAAAUGGGGCCUGCCAGAAAAGGCCGUUUGCUAGAGGAAUCUGAACUUCCUGAGUGGUUGGUGAAAAACGACGAUGAAGUUGAAAAGUGCUGUUAUGAACAAGAAGAAGAUGAAAAAUUCUUAGGCCGAGGUUCAAGGCAGCGCAAAGAAGUCGAUUACACCAAUAGCCUCACAGAGAAAGAAUUAUUAAGGGCUAUUGGCGAUGAUGGAGUUGAAUUCGAAGAAGAGGAAGAAGAAGACAAGAAAAAGAAACAAACGAGAAAACGCAGAAAGAAGGGCGAUGAGGAUGAGGAGCCUGUUGUAAAGAAGAGGAGAGGUGCCUCGGGUAUAAGUCCCAAGUUAAAGAGGAGUAUGAAGAAAAUAAUUUCUGUAGUCGUUAAUUAUACGGAUAGUACCGACGGCCGAGCGUUAAGUGAACCCUUUAUGGAAUUACCGUCGCGUCGUGAAUUCCCAGAUUAUUACGAAAUCAUUAAGAAGCCUCUCGCUAUCAAUAAACUGAUACAAAAAAUAGAAGAGAGCAAAUACACAGACUUGGAUGAACUCGAGAAGGACUUUAUGCAGCUUUGCAAAAACGCACAAAUAUACAACGAGGAAGCGUCACUGAUCCACGAGAAUUCUAUUGUUUUGCAAUCUGUUUUUACAAAUGCACGACAAAAGGUCGAAGCCGAGGGUCUGGGCUCCGACGACAAUAAGGAUGGCGAUGAUGGAUCGGACGCAGAAUCUAACGUAAGGAUGAAAAUUAAAUUGAAAGGAAGAAAAGGCGAGGGUGGUGGAAGAGGAGGUCGAAGAAAGAGAAUAAGCAAAAAGUGUAUUUCAGACGAUGACGACGAUGCUGAUGAUCAUUGAGUGUAUAUAAGCUUUAGAAAUCUGUAAGGUUUUAAAUUAUAUUUCGAUAAAUUUUCUUAUAAGUAUAUUUCAUGAUUUUAAAGACACCGAAAGUCGAUAAAAAGCUAAAUCAAUUUUUUAAACAGCUGUAGGAAAUUUAGAAAUUUUUUUAAUUUUAGGUACACUUAUAGUGAAAAAUAGUCUUGAAUUUUUCUUCUAUCGUCCUAUUCUGAUUUUUGUCUGUAAUCAAGAACUUUCACAGAAAUGGUAAUUGUGUAUAAUAAUUAAUUAUAUACAGUAAAUGAGAUAGAUCGUACUAAAUAUA